CUUCCUUGUCUUUAUCUUCGGCCAUAAUCGAGUGCUCGGUAUGAUCGUGGCUAGUAGUAUCAAGGUGUGAAAUUGUGACCAUUUUCUUUGUAUUCGAGGCAUCUGAAUCGUUUUUACCUCGAUCUAUGGUGGGAAAAUGCUUUCUAACUUGUUCGAGUGAAGCGAUGCUGCACCUGGACGCUGUAGCGAAACGAACACAUGCCUGCGGUGCAGCACGCUGAGAUUAAACACGUGUUUGUUGGGGUUCAAAAAUGACGCAGAACGACUUCAAGAAACCAUCCGAUGGCCUCGGGGGCCCCAGAAGACCAGCCGCUUUGCGGCUUGACCUGGACAUUAAGCCGAAAAAUCCCGGUCCAGUCAGCCCAACGUCCCCAAGGAUCAGCAGGUCCGUAGACCUAGAAUUUACCGACGUCUCCUACGCCGUCAGAACCGGUAUUCUUAACAGAGGAAGGCGGGAACUAUUGAAAAACGUCAGCGGAAACUUUAAGGCUGGGGAAUUAACAGCAAUUAUGGGACCUUCGGGUGCUGGCAAAUCCACCCUCAUGGACGUCCUGGCAGGUUUCACGACGUCCGCAGUCGCGGGACAAGUAACGGUGAAUGGCCAGCCCAGGAACUUGGCCACCUUCCGGAGAACUUCCGCUUACAUAAUGCAGGAGGACAACAUUCAGCCCUUGCUUACCGCCGAGGAGGCCAUGCAUGUUGCUGCUGAACUCAAGCUCAACCUUUGCAAGCAGGACAAAAACAGGAGGGUGGAAAAAAUUCUGGUGGCAUUAGGACUCGACGAAGCAAGACAUACUCUGUCAGGCCGCCUGAGCGGUGGUCAGAGAAAAAGGCUAGCAAUCGCCCUGGAACUGAUCAGCAAUCCUCCAGUGAUGUUUUUCGACGAGCCCACGAGCGGAUUAGACAGCGUCACGUCGAAGCAAUGCAUUGGGCUCUUGAAAGCAUUGGCAAGGGAAGGUCGAACGGUAAUUUGUACCAUUCAUCAGCCGAGUGCACUUCUCUUCGACAUGAUCGAUCAUCUUUACGUCGUCGCCGAAGGCCAUUGCCUAUAUACCGGAGGAACGAGCAAUAUGGUUUCCUACCUGGCAGAACAAGGCCUUUGUUGUCCCGAGUACCACAAUCCAGCUGAUUUUAUCCUAGAAGUCAGUGCUGGUGAUUAUGGAAACUUCGUACCCUUGCUGACCAGAGGAAUUGAAAACGGAAGAAGCAACAAGUGGAGGUCUCCAGCUAUUGGCGGUCUUUCGAAAAUUGAAGAAAUGAUUGCUUCCGGUCUUACGACGCCAGUUCGUGCGCCCAGACUUCCUCCCACUCCUAUGCUCCAAAUGGACAAACUGGACAAGGACCACCAUCAAAUUAGCGGAGAGUAUGUAACCAGUUUUUGGAAACAAUUGUACGUCCUUCUCAAGAGAAAUGUCAUCAGGCUCUCCAGAGACAAGUUUCUGACGUUCACGCGGAUAUCUAUGCACCUAUUGAUAGCACUUCUCGUUGGCACCCUCUAUUUUCAAAUUGGCCAGGACGCAGCCUAUGUAUUCGACAACUUCAAUCUGCUUUUCUUCAGCAUCAUGUUCCUCAUGUUCAGUGCGUUCAACUCAACAAUUAUCACAUUCCCGUCAGAACUUCCGAUCGUGAUGAGGGAACAUUUCAACAGAUGGUACAAGCUCCGGUCCUUCUAUAUAGCGAACAAGUUGGCUGAUUUUCCAGUUCAAAUUUUUGCUGCAUCAACGUUUACCCUCGUAGUUUUUUUCAUGAGUGGUCAACUGCCCGAAGUCCGAAGAUUGCUACUGUACGUAACGAUGUGCAUCGUCGUCAGUUUUGUCGCACAAACCGUCGGGCUGAUACUCGGCAUAGGGAUGGAUAUUCGCAACGGUGUGAUUUUCGGCCCACUGGUGAUAUUGCCUUUUAUGAUAUUCAGCGGAUUCUUUGUUCACAUUAAUGACGCUCAUCCCUACAUGCAGUGGCUCUUUCACAUCUCAUUCCUCAAGUACGGCUUCGAAGGUGUCAUGGUCGCAAUUUAUGGAUACGAUCGGCCGAAGUUGGAUUGUUCGGCGAUCUACUGCCACUACAGAUACCCCAGACAACUUUUGACGGAGGUCGAUAUGACCGAAGCCGAAUACUGGAGCAGUAUUUCCGUCCUCAUCGGGCUUUACUUUGCCCUUGAACUAGUAGCGUACACAGCUCUUCGAAUUAGGCUAAAGCACCGAUGGUGAUGACAGACUAUUUGCAGGAUAAAAACAUCCGUCGUGAGUUAGGACCAAAUUUUAAAGUCAAGAUUUACUCUUGUCUGAUCUCUAUCGCAUAGCCGGAACGUUAGCAAGUAUCCGAUUGUAGCAUCCUUGGCUGGGAAAUUUUCUAAUUUGCCAAAAUAUGUUUCAUAGGUUUUCCAAAUGUACAGAGUCAAAAUGUAGAGAGGUCAAAGUAUAGAAGACUAAGAUAUAGAAUUGCCGGAAGUAAUAAGAAUAUAGCAAGGCAGAACAUAGAUUCAUCAGUAUCCUAUAUCGUGAAUCUUCCAUUUUCUGAUGUUUCGACAUUCUCCCCCCUACACGGUAAACGAACUGAAAUUUCUUUCACCUUCAAGCUUCAAACUUACUUAUAACGAAAGUCGCCCUUUUCGCAGCAUUUAUGCUUACAAAAUUAACCCUAGAACGGCGACGGUAUUUUUUUAUUUUUUUUACUUGUUCCGGUAACGG
Molecule: messenger RNA, 2687 nt
Organism: Diprion similis
Lineage: Eukaryota; Metazoa; Arthropoda; Insecta; Hymenoptera; Diprionidae
Product: ATP-binding cassette subfamily G member 4-like
Exons: 10
Coding region: 252-2207 (651 amino acids)
Cellular component (GO): plasma membrane
Molecular function (GO): ABC-type transporter activity; ATP binding; ATP hydrolysis activity
Source: RefSeq, a predicted model, not a curated record